AUGGUAUCAGCAGACGACUUGGUGAUCGUCUUUCGCCAGCAACCAGGGUUCCGGUUCCAUCCCACCGAAGAGGAACUCGUCCUCUACUAUCUGAAACGAAAAAUCUGCCACAAAAGGUUCAAGCUCAACAUCAUCACUGAAACCAACGUCUACAAGUGCGAGCCGGAGGAGCUUCCCGGUUUGUCUUUAUUACAAACCGGAGACCGGCAAUGGUUCUUUUUCAGCCCUAGAAAUUGUAAGUACCCUAACAAACCUACAAGAAUAAACAGGGCGACCAGACAUGGCUACUGGAAAGUUACUGGAAAAGAUCGCACGAUUACGAAUAAUUCACGGUCGGUUGGAGUAAAGAAAACCCUAGUUUUCUAUACAGGCCGUGCGCCUAGUGGGAAUCGCACUGACUGGGUGAUGCAUGAGUAUACUUUGCACGAUGAGGAGCUGAAGAGAUGUGGGACUGUACCGGAUGCUUAUGCUCUUUGCAAGGUUUACAAGAAAAGUGGACUGGGUCCAAAAAACGGUGAGCAAUAUGGGGCGCCGUUUAAGGAGGAAGACUGCUUUGAUAUGGAUGAAGUCCAAGAAGCCCCAGUGAAGCAAAUUGAAAAUCAGAUUAGUAGGGCGAAAGGAGGAGUUAAUCCAGUCAUUAACAGUUACAGUGAUAGUUAUGAAAUCCCACAUCCUUCUUCGUUUGAUAGGGACAUGGAGGAGUUCAUGAAAAAGAUUGCUGGUGAGGCUGAGCAUGACAUAUGUAUCAUGAAGCAGGGUCGAAGGCUGUACUCUUGCCUUGAUAUUGAGUCAGCUUCUAAAAGGCUUAUGUCUUUGGGACCGAGUUUGCAAUAUGUAGUUCGAUUGCCACCUUGCACGACGGUAUUCCCUUCAUGCCAACAUUGA
Rosa rugosa (rugosa rose) is the source of this 885-nucleotide messenger RNA. RefSeq names its product NAC domain-containing protein 17-like. Lineage: Eukaryota; Viridiplantae; Streptophyta; Magnoliopsida; Rosales; Rosaceae. Gene Ontology annotation, molecular function: DNA binding. The transcript has 2 exons. Gene Ontology annotation, biological process: regulation of DNA-templated transcription. The coding region runs from base 1 to 885 and encodes 294 amino acids. The record is from RefSeq and is a predicted model, not a curated record.